This is a messenger RNA of Arvicanthis niloticus (Nile rat), 3170 nucleotides long. It is a transcript of the gene Ankmy1, whose product is annotated as ankyrin repeat and MYND domain containing 1. Lineage: Eukaryota; Metazoa; Chordata; Mammalia; Rodentia; Muridae. The record is from RefSeq and is a predicted model, not a curated record. Gene Ontology annotation, molecular function: protein binding.
AGAAGAGAGAUAAUGGAAGAAGUUCAUUCCGUUGUUACCCCGGACUCCCAAGGCUCGAAAACUUUCAGCUCCAGAGGUCUGGAGGGGCAAAGUGGUCGGUCUGUUGACACUGAGAGCCAGGAUUCUGUGAAGAGCUACACCUCCUUCUCCAGAAGGGGCCAUGUAGAGGAUCUCAGAGAGGAUGAGGAGGAGUCUGAAAUCACAAUGGGAGAGCAGGACAUGAAGGUCAUCCAAGGGGUUCAGGAGUGGCAUGAUGGCUGUGUUUACAAAGGGGAGUUCGGACUCAACAUGAAGCUUGGAUAUGGCGAGUUUUCUUGGCCCACGGGCGAGACCUACCGUGGGCAGUUUUACCGGGACCAUUACCAUGGCGUGGGCACCUACAUGUGGCCGGAUGGCUCCAGCUUCACAGGCACAUUUUAUCUCAGCCAACGAGAAGGCUACGGCACCAUGUACACGAAAACAACGUUAUUCCAGGGACUGUAUAAAGAUGACCAGAGGUACGGGCCAGGCAUCGAGACCUACCCUGACGGUAGUCAGGAUGUUGGACUGUGGUUUCGUGAGUACCUCCUCAAGCUGUGCACAAGGGUCCCCGGCAGCUUCUCCUUGUUAAACUACCCAGAAUUCAUGGCCUUCCUCACAAGCUCGAGACAGAGAAUCAGUCUCUCAGAUGAGGAGAAGGUAGACUUGGAUCUUUCUGAGGAGCAGGACCCCUUCUUCUAUGACUAUAAACAGUAUCUCCUGAAUGAUGACCUAAAGCUGCCUCCAGAGAUGCACGUCUAUUCCACCGACAACAGUCACCUGCCCAUGACCGACUCCCUGCGCAAAGAACUAGAUGACCGCAUCUUCAUGAACGAGAUCCCUCCAUUCAUUGAGGAUGAAGAACCCUGGUUUAUAACAAAUGAGACUCCUUUGUUGGUCAAAAUCCAGAAGCAAACUUACAAGUUCAGGAACAAGGAUGCUCACACCAGCUGGAACAUAGCUGCCAUCCUGGAGGGGAACCGUAGCAAGUUUGGGCCCAGUGGCCCCAAGGAGCAGAUUUCCAAGAAGAUGAUCAUGAAGGCUGAGGAAGGGGACUAUAACUGGAUUUUUGGAAUCUUGAGAGACAACCUUGCCUGUGCUGAUGUGGCUGACUCCAAAGGCUACACUGUGCUUGCUGCUGCAGCUAUGCAUUCUCACCUCGACAUUGUGAACCUUCUCCUGGAUUACGGGGCUGAUGUGAACAAGCGCUCGGAUGAGGGCAUCACACCCCUCAGCAUGUGUUUCCUCCAGUAUUACCCCAGCAAAUCCUUCCAUCCCAACAUUGCUGAGAGGACCCUGCUUCAGGAAUCUCCUAAAACCUUGGUCACCCCCAAAAUUUCAUUCUUGUUUGUGGAUCCAAACAUAGAUUAUCUCUAUGAUACGGGCAUGCCCUUACUGGGUGGAGAGGAAGUAAAGACAUCUCUGCACCCCUCAAGCAGCCUAGAUGACUCCCUGGUCUCUAUGCCAAGCCCAGAGUCCAACAACAUGCUUCACAAGCAAGAUGUCUCCCCAGUGAAGACUGUCAGCCCUGAUGUGGAGAAAGAGCCGGAGGACGCCACAGAAAAUGUGGAUGCUAGCACCUUGUACAGCGUUGACACAAACUUCGAGUCAACCAAGUGCCUGCGAAACUACACUAUCAAUGUCUCAAGGGACAUCCUGGAGAAGAGUGCUCAAGCCUACAGUUCAUUGCUGCAGUCACCCUGCUUCCCGUACAAAGGGACCGUGAGGAAGAUGGCACAGACCAUGGCCGAACGCAGAAACCGUUGGAUGACCAUCACAUUGCUGCUACGUAGAGGUGCCGAUCCUAACCUGUGUCAAGUGCCCAUGCAGGCUCUGUUUCUCGCCGUGAAGGCUGGGGAUGUGGAAGGGGUGAGGCUGCUACUGAUGAGUGGGGCCCAGACGGAUAUUCAGUAUCCUCCACAGCUGCAGUCCCUGACCCCGCUCCACAUCGCAGCCUCACUUCCUGGGGAGGAGGGUGUGAAGAUCACUGAGCUGCUGUUGCAUGCAGUCACUAAUGUGGAUGCCAGGGCAGCGGACCAAGACUACGUAUACAAAGGUGGCAAGGUUGAUCUCCUACCCUCAAGCCUGAAGCUCAACAAUGAGCCAGGCCCACCCAAGAACUACUAUUCCAAGCACACACUCAUCCCAGAGGAGGGUGGUCGCACUGCUUUGCACGUGGCCUGCGAGAGAGAGGACAACAAGAAGUGUGCCAGAGACAUAGUGCGGCUCCUUCUGUCCCACAGAGCGAAUCCAAACACACUGUGGAGUGGCCACUCCCCGCUCUCCCUGUCCAUUGCCAGUGGGAAUGACCUGGUUGUGAAGGAGCUCCUGUCCCAGGGAGCUGACCCCAAUUUGCCUCUGACCAAAGGCUUGGGCACUGCCCUGUGUGUUGUGUGUGACCUGGUCUAUGAACAGCAGAGGACCACUGACAACAAGAUUGCCCUGAUUGACCGGCUCAUUAGCUACGGGGCAGAUGUCCUAAAUCCCGUGACACUUGUGCAAGGAGAAAGGACAGCUGUGGGCACGGCAGUUGACUACGGCUACUUCAAGUUCUACCAGGACCGGAAGAUUGCCCACUGUCCCUUUCAUGCUCUGAUGCCCGCAGAGCGGGAGAUAUUCAUGGCUCGGAAAAGGCUGCUAGAAUACUUGGGCUUGCAAUUGCGGCUUGCCGUCCUCAACAAGGAAAGCCAGCUGGACAUGAAGGCGCUGUACCUGAGCAAGAGAGCAGAGCUGGCUCCCUGCCACAGGCUGAAGAAGAGAGGUUCUGGCCAAGCUAAGACCCCGCCCGUGGAGAAGCAGUCCCUUCCCUUUUACAAGUUUUGCUACCAGUGUGGCCGCUCCAUUGGGGUCCGCCUGUCACCUUGUCCCCGAUGCUACGGGAUCCUGACCUGUAGCAAGUACUGCAAGACCAAGGCCUGGGCUGAGUUCCAUAAAAAAGACUGCAAUGACAUCAUGGCCUUGGUACCGCGCUCGGAAGGUUCGGUUUGGAGGGUGGCAGAAUCUCUAUGAGGGAACAAUGCUUUGUGCUGAGCCUGGAGAGGAGUCCAGAGUUGCACCCUGUAGUGGCCUGACACAAGAAGUGUCUGCACGACAACGGCUGCAUUUCACAGCAGUCUCAUCCUCCUGACCUGGCAAUAAAGUGACCUAUAGUG